This is a messenger RNA of Notolabrus celidotus (New Zealand spotty), 1599 nucleotides long. It is a transcript of the gene ascc1, whose product is annotated as activating signal cointegrator 1 complex subunit 1. The transcript has 10 exons. Bases 232 to 1296 code for a protein of 354 amino acids. Gene Ontology annotation, biological process: DNA alkylation repair; regulation of DNA-templated transcription. NCBI's taxonomy places the organism in Eukaryota, Metazoa, Chordata, Actinopteri, Labriformes, Labridae. The record is from RefSeq and is a predicted model, not a curated record. Gene Ontology annotation, cellular component: nucleus. Gene Ontology annotation, molecular function: RNA binding.
CUCUGACAGAUCUCUUAGCAGCUGCUCAUGUGUGCCGUAAAGCAAGACAGUCCGGUAACUUGUACGUCAUGAGCAACAAGCUAACGUUAGCUCGUCAAAUAAGUAAUUAAAAAAGAUACUGAAGCGUACCUUACACCUUUUUUGUGUAGUUAAUAAGAUACCCUAAAUUAGCUACCUCUAUAUAAGUCGUCAGGUUGGUUUGAGUAGAGCUAACCUUCGCUGCUUCACACUAUGGAUAUUUUACGUCCACCUCUCAUAAAUAUAGGUGGAAGAAUAUACAGAAGGAAUAUCACUAAGGAAGAACAUUAUGAGGAGGAAGAAGACUUCUCUUACAUGGGACCACCUGAGAGUGAAGACCUCGCAGAGGAUGAAUCCUGUGAUACCCACUUAAUUGAACAGACUGAAAAGGGGUGCCGCUGUGCCAUUGAUGUCCCAAGUGUGCUUUACAAAUACAUCAUUGGGAAGAAAGGAGAGACACGCAGACGCCUGGAGUUUGACACAAAGACGUCCAUCAACAUCCCAAAGCCGGGAGUGGAAGGACAGAUUGUUAUCACAGGUCCACAUAAAGCUGCAGUCUCGUCUGCAGUCACACGAGUCGAGGUCCUUGUGGAAAGCUUCCGGAAAAAGCAGCCGUUUACACACUUCCUAUCGUUCCCUCUGAAAGAUCCAAAAGUUCAAGAAGGAUUCCUGACGUUUAAAGAGGAGGUGUUAAAACAGUGUGCAGAGGAUCAUGGAGUAGAUCAAAGCAUCUUUCAGAACCCUGCAAAGCUUCACCUGACGAUUGGCACCCUGGCUCUGUUGAAUGACAUGGAAGUGAGAAAAGCAUGUGAGCACCUUCAAGAGUGUCAAAACUUCAUCAGAGACAUCACAGAAGGGAAACCUCUGCCGUUGGAAGUGAAGGGGAUCGAGUACAUGAACGAUGACCCAGCAAUGGUGGAUGUCUUGUAUGCCAAAGUCAACGCGAAAGACAAAUCUGACAAAUUGCAGGUGAUUGCAGACAGGCUGGUUGAGCACUUUGUCUCGGCAGGUCUGAUGGUCCGAGAGUGGGACAGGGUGAAGCUGCAUGGCACUGUGAUGAACACUCUUUUCAGAAAGGACUCUACAGUGGAAGACGCGGGUGGAACAGGAAGGCAAACCGUGGGUGAAAGGGAGGCUUUUGAUGCCAGAAAUGUGCUGAAGAAAUUUGGAACGUAUCAUUUUGGUGACUUUGAGCUGAACACCAUCCUGCUGUCUCAGAGGUAUUCCACUGACUGUACGGGCUACUACUCGUCUGCAGGGAGCAUAACCCUCUCCUGAGCUUGGACUGAGUGGACUACAAGGUCAACGUUGGACAUGGCAACAGGAUGGAAAGUCCUCUGGCUGGUGCGAUCAUGAAGAAACUCCCAAAUGACAGAACGGCACUUGGCAAUGAAGUCUCAGUUGGAUAAUGAACAUGAAAGAACUCACAGUUGUUCAGAUUGUUGCAUCUUUGCUUUGUUGAAAUCAGUUAGAAAAUGAACAUUUGAUCAGGUUGUGUUUUCCUUCACGGUCACAGGAGUUUAUACAUUUUAACAAUCUGUUAAAAUCUGUGAGGAAUAAAUGAAUGUGCAAAGCAUCCAA